This is a messenger RNA of Prionailurus viverrinus (fishing cat), 1221 nucleotides long. RefSeq names its product chromosome D4 C9orf78 homolog (gene CD4H9orf78). The record is from RefSeq and is a predicted model, not a curated record. The transcript has 9 exons. Gene Ontology annotation, cellular component: spliceosomal complex. Lineage: Eukaryota; Metazoa; Chordata; Mammalia; Carnivora; Felidae. Gene Ontology annotation, biological process: mRNA splicing, via spliceosome. Bases 82 to 951 code for a protein of 289 amino acids.
CUGACCUCACUGCUGCGCGCCGGAAGCAACCCGGGCCACGGCACAGGGGCGCGGCGGCCGGACCGCGGGGCCCGCAAGACCAUGCCGGUCACCGGGAAGAGUUUCCGCCGGCGCCGGGCCGAUUCGGAGUCGGAGGAAGAUGAGCAGGACUCAGAGGAGGUUCGAUUAAAACUGGAAGAGACCCGCGAGGUGCAGAACUUGAGGAAGAGGCCCAAUGGGGUGAGUGCUGUGGCCCUGCUGGUAGGAGAGAAGGUACAAGAAGAGACCACCCUCGUGGAUGACCCCUUUCAGAUGAAGACAGGCGGUAUGGUGGACAUGAAAAAACUGAAGGAAAGGGGCAAAGAUAAGAUCAGCGAGGAGGAAGACCUCCACCUGGGGACAUCGUUCUCCGCGGAAACCAACCGAAGGGACGAGGAUGCCGACAUGAUGAAGUACAUUGAGACAGAGCUCAAGAAGAGGAAAGGGAUCGUGGAACACGAGGAACAGAAAGUCAAGCCAAAGAAUGCAGAGGACUGUCUUUACGAACUUCCGGAAAACAUCCGUGUCUCCUCAGCCAAGAAGACCGAAGAGAUGCUUUCCAACCAGAUGCUAAGCGGCAUCCCCGAGGUGGACCUAGGCAUCGACGCAAAAAUAAAAAAUAUCAUUUCCACGGAGGAUGCCAAGGCCCGUCUGCUGGCAGAGCAGCAGAACAAGAAGAAAGACAGCGAGACGUCUUUCGUGCCCACCAACAUGGCCGUGAAUUACGUGCAGCACAACCGAUUUUAUCACGAGGAGCUCAACGCCCCCAUUCGGAGAAACAAAGAAGAGCCCAAAGCACGACCCUUGAGAGUGGGUGACACGGAGAAGCCAGAGCCUGAGCGGUCCCCUCCUAACCGCAAGCGUCCUGCUAACGAGAAGGCUACCGAUGACUAUCACUAUGAGAAGUUCAAGAAGAUGAACAGACGCUACUAAGGGUAGCAAAAGGGAGAAGUGCAGGAUGGACGUAAACAGCACUGUCCCCUCCCUAACCCCUUGACAGACGGCUUCCCGGACAGAGGUGGACAGAAGUUUAUUUGCUACCAGACAGUUCCCCAAACUGAUCUCCACUGGUCCUGCCACUUAGCUGCUGGAUUUUCUGGGCACUGCGUUUGUGACCUUUGAAACAAGACAAUGUGGAGUUUUCCUGUUUGGGGGCAAACUUCAUUCUUGUGUGAGCAUUAUAAAAUCUUGUUCGUAAAUCUA